CAUCUUUCUAUAAACAACCCUAAACGACGACGAGAGGUGGAGCCGCGGAGCUGACAACUGUCAAAAGACCCUUCCUGAUAAGAAGAGCUCUUCUUCCGUCCUCAAAGCAUCCUGUCGUAGUGCUUUUGAAUCAGCUAUAAAGCCGCAUAACCGACGGGAGUAACGUUAUUCCGCAUCUCGUGAGUAUCACCGCUUUUUUUCUUCGCUACCCAGUUAUUGUGGAGCCGCUUCGGAUGAACGGAUCGCGUUUUGCCGAUAGAUUUUGACAAGCUGCAAGUCUUCCUGGAGACCCGCUGAGAGAUGUCAAGACGAAGCACAAGAUCAGUGACCAAACCGACGUCCUUUCCUGACGAUGAUGCUGCCAGCACCAGCUCCACUGGAUCCACUGGCCACAUCUCUUACAAAGAGAGCCCAAUCAGGAUCUUCAAGAAAAGGACCAGCCGCAAGGGCACUGGCAGCGUUUCACGCAAUUCAAGUCGUGCGAGCAGCGUGAGUCAAAUACUGACUGGACCGCGCAGCGACUUCAAUGCCACUGAGAAUGAGAAUGGCAUACCUACUCAAGGAUUUUCCUCUGGAUAUUCCUCAGCUGAGGAUCAUUAUGAACAACCUCUAAAGUCAAACCCUAGUUCUACCCAGUCUGCAGCUGAACCAGGCUUUGGCAUGUGGGACAUGUUUCAAUCUCCAGCUCAAGCUCUGGUUCUGCUGUACUGGUGGCUGGGCACUGCAUGGUACAGCCUCACCUCACGACUGUCUCUCAUCAAUGUGUUUCUGCUCAGCAGAUGCACAGCAGACAUGAAAAAAGCUGUCCUGCUGGUCCUCCUCCUUAUCUUUCUCAUUUUUGGGAUAUGGUACUGGUUCCCGUUUUCGUCUCGUCCUGCACCCCAUGUUGUCGUUACCAGCACUCCUCCUGUUAAACACACAGAUAGACCCGUAAAAGCAGUUUCUGAUGAUCAUCUCCAGCAUGCCAGUCUGUCUAACUUGAAGGACCAGAUCGCCAACUUGCAUGAACGAGAGGCAAACCUCAUGAGAGACAUUGAACUGCUGAAGGAAGAGAGUGCUAGACAAAAAGCCAAAUCUGAGAUGAUGCAAACCGAUGUGAGGACUAUCAAUGAUCACAUGAGAAACACUGAAUUGGAGCGUGGUCAGCAGAUUUCUGAGCUAAAGUCCAGCAUCUCAAACCUUCAUUCGACCCGAGACCUCCUUACGGGAAGAGUCGAUGCACUUGAAGCUCACAACAACAAUCUGAGAGCAGAGCUGUCUGAUUGGUUAAUAAAACACCUGAAAGAUCCAAGCUCACUGGAAUCAAGUAUAGUGCUGCGUCCGGAGCUGCAGAGGGCGCUACAGGAUCUGGAGAAACAGAUACUAGAGAAACUAGCGCAUGAGAAAGAGAGCAGCAGAGAAGUCUGGAGGACUGUAGGAGAUACGCUGCAGCAGGAAGGAGCCGGAGCCGCUACUAUACAAGAUGUAAAAGAAAUCGUCCACAGGGCUAUUAGUCUGUACAGAGCGGAUGGGAUUGGAUUGGCAGACUAUGCUUUGGAAUCUUCUGGUGCCAGUGUGUUAAACACUCGUUGUUCAGAGACGUACAAGACCAGAUCUGCGUGUCUCAGUUUAUUCGGUAUUCCUCUCUGGUAUCACUCAGAAAGCCCUCGUACAGUUAUACAGCCGGAGCUGUAUCCCGGGAAGUGUUGGGCUUUCCGAGGCUCUCAGGGUUUCCUGGUGAUCUCCUUGUCUUAUCCCGUUGCGAUCACACACGUCACACUUGAACACAUUCCCAAAGACCUGUCACCCACCGGACGCCUGGACAGCGCGCCCAAGGACUUUUCUGUUUACGGUGUGUCUAAUGAGACUGAAGACGGAAAGCUGCUUGGGACAUUCACUUAUGACCAGGAUGGAGAACCCAUUCAGACUUUUAAGCUUCCGGAGGUGUCAGAUGUCUACAGUAUGGUGGAGCUGAGGGUUCUGACUAACUGGGGUCACCUGGAGUACACCUGCGUUUAUCGCUUCAGAGUCCACGGAGAACCAGCACUCGCCUGACACCAUUCAA
This is a messenger RNA of Danio aesculapii, 2044 nucleotides long. RefSeq names its product Sad1 and UNC84 domain containing 2 (gene sun2). The transcript is spliced from 18 exons. The record is from RefSeq and is a predicted model, not a curated record. Lineage: Eukaryota; Metazoa; Chordata; Actinopteri; Cypriniformes; Danionidae. Bases 301 to 2034 code for a protein of 577 amino acids. Gene Ontology annotation, biological process: nuclear envelope organization. Gene Ontology annotation, molecular function: protein-membrane adaptor activity. Gene Ontology annotation, cellular component: nuclear envelope; meiotic nuclear membrane microtubule tethering complex.